UAGUAGUAGUUUCUUAGUUUUGUGACGAAAUGAUUUCUAUAAAGUCAGCAACUCUGCUGUGCGUAGCAAUAGUUUUUUUUAAUUUCAAUCAGUAUGAUACGAAAACUGUCGAUAAAGAUUCAGAUAAAGCGACCAAUACUACAACAGAGGCGAUAACAAACAGUACGACCACACCAUCGCCGUCGUUAGUAAAUAGAUUUUUAGAUAUUGAUAGUAUGAUACACGGUUUUUUCCCGAAUUUCAAUUUUGGCGGAGGAAUUCCUGGUAAUUUUCAGAACUAUCCUAACAACGUUAAUCAAGUAAGCAAUCCUCAAGGAAAUAAUUGGAACAAUGGAAACUGGGACGCGGCAAUUCAUUAUCCUGAUAGCCCACAAAAUUAUCCCGGUCAAAAUGUUCAGGGUAGCAAUCCUCAAUAUCCCGGGAAUGAUUUUAACAAUUUCAAUGGAGGAAACUAUCCUGUAAACCCUAAUACUCCCCAGGGUAACAACGUGCAAUAUCCUGGGAAUGAUUUUAAUAAUUUGAAUGGAGGCAACUAUCCAGUAAAUCCUAAUAUUCCCCAGGGUAGCAAUCCGCAAUAUCCCGGGAAUGUUUUUAACGACUUAAAUGGAGGCGAUUAUCCCGUAAAUCCAGAUAUAUCCCAGAGUAAUAAUAAUCGGCAAUAUCCCGGGAAUGGUUUUAACAAUUUAAAUGGAGGCAACUAUCCCGUAAAUGUAAACAUCCCUCAGCAAAAUUAUCCUCAAUAUCCGGGAGCAGGAAGUAAUUUGGAUAAUAACAAUAAUUGGAAUAACAAUGAAUAUCCCGUUAACUAUCAAAACCGCCCUUCAUAUCCGAACGAACAGGGGCUGUAUCCAGGUUCAGAAAAUGGCUUGAAUAACAUUAACGGAUUACAAAAUAAUCAGAAUUCAAACCGAAUUGUGUUUCCCAAUGACCAAGUACCGAUGCAAGGAGUUCCACAAGGGCAAGCUCCCGGCUUAAAUCAAGGACAACCUCAAGAUCCUCAGGAAACCUUCCAGAAUGGCAACCCUGGAUUACAAAAUGGCGGUUCGUUUAAUCCUCAAGACUCAAACGGCUUGAACAAUUUACCGAACGUCAAUUUACAAAGGCCUUUGUUGCAAUAUCCCCUAACCAACGAACCAGACGUAAUUACUGAAAAAGUAGCGAUAUUGGGACUCCCUGUCACUGUAUCCAACGAGACCACCCAAAAACCUCUUGUUAAUGCAAGCACGAGCUCUGCCAUGAAACAGUGUGUCCAGGACUGCCCGUCGACGUCCGAGUACAACCCUGUAUGUGGCAGUAAUAACAUAACAUAUUUUAACGAGGGGAAAAUGGAAUGCGCUCGCUUUUGUGGUAUUGAUGUAGUUACACAAAGAAAUGGUGCCUGUACGACCGAUCCUACUCCCGGAAUAUUUGGAUAGUGGAUUUUAUGAUUAAAUUGUUACAA
Maniola jurtina (meadow brown) is the source of this 1441-nucleotide messenger RNA. RefSeq lists its product as uncharacterized. The record is from RefSeq and is a predicted model, not a curated record. The transcript is spliced from 11 exons. The coding region runs from base 30 to 1415 and encodes 461 amino acids. Gene Ontology annotation, molecular function: protein binding; serine-type endopeptidase inhibitor activity. NCBI's taxonomy places the organism in Eukaryota, Metazoa, Arthropoda, Insecta, Lepidoptera, Nymphalidae.